UUGAAAAUGAAAUAAAGGCUGGAAAUUCCUCUCUCUCUCUCUCUGUCUCUUAUCUCGACGGUCUCCAAAGCAUCUCCGAAUCUGCAAAAUAGAAUAAAAAGGUUUCUUAGACUUCUCCUUUCCUUCUAUUCUCUCUCUGGCUUUGCUCCUUCACCUAAUGGGAGUCUGAGCUUCUAUCGCUGCCGUGGGAUUACGCGACUUCGUAACUAUGACCUCCAUUACAUCCGUCGAAUUGAAUUACCUCGUCUUCCGUUACCUUCAAGAGUCAGGGUUUACGCAUUCAGCAUUUACUUUAGGAUAUGAGGCAGGCAUUAAUAAGUGUACUAUUGAUGGGAAUUUGAUUCCGCCUGGGGCUCUUAUUACAUUUGUUCAAAAAGGACUUCAGUACCUGGAGAUGGAAGCCAACUUGAGUAAUAAUGAUGUAGAAAUGGAUGAAGAUUUCUCAUUCUUACAACCUUUGGAUAUAAUAACAAAGGAUGUAAAUCAAUUGCGGCAAAUGAUAAAAGAGAAAAGGAAGAAUGUCCAAAAGGAUAGAGACAAAGAGAAAGAUAAAGAUAAGGAGUUUGAACGGGAACAUGAAGGAGAGCGUGGACGAGUAAGAGAGAAAGAAAGACAUGAGAGGGAGAAGGAACGUGAAAAGGAAAGAGAGAAGGAUCGUGAAAAGGAAAGGGAGAAGGAACAUGAAAAGGAAAGGGAGAAGGAACGCGAAAAGGAAAGGGAGAAGGUUGAAAGGGAUAAGGAGCGAGAAAAGCAACCGGAGGAACUUGCUGAUAGGGAUAUGGUUAUGGAUCAAGAAGACAAGGAUGUUGUCAAGAAUGAAGAAAAUGGAACUUCUGUAGUAGGACCAGAACCUAUGGAUAUUGCUACUACCUCAGCCCCUGCUUCUCAAGAGGCUUGUGAAAUUCCUAAUUCUGAUGUGACAAUUUUGGAAGGGCAUACAUCUGAGGUUUGUGCUUGUGCGUGGAGUCCAACUGGUUCACUUCUUGCAUCGGGGUCUGGAGAUUCAACAGCUCGUAUUUGGACAAUAGCUGAUGGGCAUUGCAAAUCUGGUGCACAAAACAGUCCAUUAAAUGUUCUAGUGCUGAAGCAUGUAAAAGGAAGAACAAAUGAGAAGAGCAAAGAUGUGACAACACUCGAUUGGAAUGGUGAGGGGACAUUGCUUGCAACAGGUUCAUAUGAUGGCCAAGCAAGAAUUUGGACUACGAAUGGUAAGCCAUAAUGGGUUAUUUUCUUUAUGCCAUUCUAUAUCUUGUGAUUAAAGGUGACAAAUUCUAUUAUGUUAAAGCAGCCUU
Molecule: messenger RNA, 1292 nt
Organism: Theobroma umbraticum
Lineage: Eukaryota; Viridiplantae; Streptophyta; Magnoliopsida; Malvales; Malvaceae
Source: RefSeq, a predicted model, not a curated record